CCUCAAGAAAUCAGCACAUCUGCUUUGUCUGCUGGGCCAGUGUCUGCCUCUCUAGCCUUCGCUGCCCCACCACAGGCAGCAACGCGGGGACAGACAAGAGCAAGAAGAGGAGCGAAUCAAGCAGCUUCUAGUGAAGCAACCACAUCGAAGGAAGCUAGUGGAGCGGAAAAAGGUUGUUCGCCGACACAAAUAGAGGCCAAGUCUAGAAGUCCAGCAAACGCAGGUGGAGACAGUGCGUCUACUUCCUCCGACGACCACAAAGAAGACUCCUCCUCGUCUUCUUCAUCCUCGUCUUCGUCACAAGCACCUUCUAGUAGAGAGGCAUCACCUGUUGCUUCAGCGAAACAACACGUGGAUGCCGUGCCAAGCAAAAAGAGCAGCACUAGCCGGGAACAAGAACAAGAAGCAAAGCCUCAUCCUGCGCCAGUCGUCCACGUCGUUCAGGAAGAUGCGCAACUUGCCGACGAAGAAGCGGAAUUUGUGACUGCCCUAAACAAGUACGAUCCAGCGUCAUCCACUGGCAUUACAGACGCUUUGAAGACAGCCAUGGCAGCACGCCAUCAACGUGGUUUUACGAUGAUGCUUCGAGAUCGGGAUUUCACCAGAAGUCGGAUUUUGCUUUCCAAGAUCUUUCGAGUUGUAGAGGAGCACUCGAACAAUCUUCAGCACGAAAAGAAGACAAGGCUAAAGGAUAGCAUCAACGUAGACGCCAUGAACUACUUACGUCUCAGUCGGGUGUUGGAGUUCUUUUUCAUCGUGGCUGGUGGAGACGAGACAAGCACUCCUGCAGCAUCGUGGCAACAUCCACAGAAGGACCUGCCCUGUGAUCAGCACAAACGUCGGCAAGCAGUGGAUACGAGCGUGAUGAUUUUACACCUUUCUAAGCUGCUACCGAAUCCAUCGCACACUGCUGAUCUCGUACUCUUUGUUCUCGACUUCUAUCUGAGCAUCGGAGAGCACGCUGUUGCUCGAGCGGUGUAUCAGAGCAGUGUAGGAAGCCCGGGCUCUGUGAGCAAAGGUACUACAAUUUCUUCCGUUCUUCAACCGUUCUGUCCCUGUCGACGCUGUCCUUCCCAAACCAGUUUGAUUUAGAAUUUUUGCAACCUCGUUCGCUGUACUAUUGAUCUUUUCUCGUCCCCUCACUCUCAUCUAUGAUCAAACUUCAGACCCUUCAACAUCCGACUCCGUCUUCGGCGAUAGCUCUGAUCUCCUUCGCACUCGAGUCAGGCGACAGCUGAGGAGUUCCGUCACCAGAAACGUAGCAAACAACUUCGACUAUCGUUGCGCUAACUGUGACGCCUGCUUAUCAGUUCUCCAGCUAAUUGAGAACACCACCUGCGGAAAAUGCGGCUGUUCGAUUGUGCUAGAUGUCCAGAAGCUGGAAUGGGUGUUUGUUGUUGCGAGUCAAGGUAGUUCCAGUGCUGGUAUCACCAGAGGUCGAAGCAUCGCUGACGAUGCCAGUUUCACAUCUCCAAGAAAAGACGCCCAUGCAGCCCAUGCAGCACUUAACACGACUCUUGGCUCUUUCAUCGGACCUGCUGGAUCUGGAGCAACACGCAUUCCUCAAGGACAUCAAUCAGAACUGUCACCAGCCUCAUCAAUUCGACGUGUCGCUUCUCCAAUGAAGAAAAUCAUAGACCAAACGCGUAACCGUCGAUUCUCAUCGCCGGACAAGAAAGGGGUUCUAGCGGCCGCUUCUAAUAUUGUGCCAACUUCUUCUUCAGUAGAGGCUAGAGCAAGUUGUACAUCAUCUUCUUCCACUACUGCUGCCUCUGCUGCAUCAAGAGGAGGACGGCCGAAACAAGUGGAAGUCUACAAUGACCUACCGCAUCGGACUGAAGAACUUCCUUCUUUGGUCUCUUGUGGGAAUUGCACUUUUCCGCAAUUCGCAGAUUCAGAAAAUGUUGGACGGUCGAUGCAGUAUAGAAGAAGAACCAUGUUGAUUCCCAGUCUUCCUAAGAAAUGCACAGUAUGUGGCCACGCACAUGAAGGUGUUGGGGUGCUUCUAGCAGAUGAAGAACAGAUGCCGUUUAAAAUGGUCAGUUGA
This is a messenger RNA of Amoebophrya sp. A25, 2047 nucleotides long. NCBI's taxonomy places the organism in Eukaryota, Dinophyceae, Syndiniales, Amoebophryaceae. The record is from the annotation of a GenBank genome assembly.